Molecule: messenger RNA, 2019 nt
Organism: Chionomys nivalis (European snow vole)
Lineage: Eukaryota; Metazoa; Chordata; Mammalia; Rodentia; Cricetidae
Gene: Pla2g5
Product: phospholipase A2 group V
Exons: 5
Coding region: 65-478 (137 amino acids)
Biological process (GO): lipid catabolic process; negative regulation of T cell proliferation; phospholipid metabolic process
Molecular function (GO): phospholipid binding; calcium ion binding
Source: RefSeq, a predicted model, not a curated record
AGUUUUCAUUUCUGAGGAGGGUGCCUCAGGCGCCUGGGUUGCCAAGGAGUUGAUAACCCAAGAGAUGAAGGGCCUCCUCACACUGGCUUGGUUCCUGGUCUGCAGUGUGCCUGCAGUGCCCGGAGGCUUCCUAGAACUGAAGUCCAUGAUCGAGGAAGUGACUGGGAAGGAUCCAAUAAUGAACUAUGGCUUCUAUGGCUGCUACUGUGGCUGGGGCGGCAAAGGGACCCCCAAGGAUGGGACUGAUCGGUGCUGUUGGGUGCAUGACCGCUGCUAUGGGGAACUGGAGGAGAAAGGCUGUGGCAUCCGGACUCAGGCCUAUGACUACAGAGUCACGCGGGGCCAGGUCAUCUGCGAAUACGGGUCCUUCUGUUCGACGAGGCUUUGUGCCUGUGAUCGGAUGCUGGUCUACUGCUUGCGGAGAAACUUCUGGAGCUACAAUCCUUAUUAUCAGUAUUACCCCAACUUCCUCUGCUAAUGCCCUGUGUGGGCUCUGCUCUGGGGGUUCCUCCCACAGUGGAGGCCCCCUCUGCUGUAUUCCUGAUGCACGCCCCAAGGUCUUGGAUCUGUCUUCCUCUGUGGAACUGUGUGCCACUGGGCUGGGCAGCACCCCAGGACAACACCCCAUCCUCCAAGGUCCUAGAGAGUGACUCUGAUCCCGGCUUGGCAAACUCCCAGGAUGGCUGAGCUGGCACUUGUGAAGUUGGCUCUGGGCCUGGGAGCUCCCCUAGCUCCAGGCCAGCGCUGUGUUGACUUUUCUUUCAAUUUAUGGAACUGAACUGACAUUACCACCCUCCAGAGACCUUUUACUGGAGUAGAAGCCAGAUUAACUCUAUAAAUCUGCUUUGUAGAUAUUAAAUAAACCCAUUUGCAAGGCUAGUAAACUCCCCCAGCAUUCCCUCUGAUAGGACAGGGGUAGGAUUGCCUAAACCUUUGUAACUCCCUGCAGCACCUGCAUGCCCUCAGGGAUGGAGGCGGGAACAGGUGGGAGCCUUCUUAGCCUUUCAAGAUUUUUGUUUUGUUUUUUUCAAAACAGGGUUUCUCUGUAGCUUUGGAUUCUGUCCUGGAACUAGCUCUUGUAGACCAGGCUGGUCUCGAACUCACAGAGAUCCGCCUGCCUCUGCCUCCCAAGUGCUGGGAUUAAAGGCAUGCGCCACCUCUGCCCGGCUGCCUUUCAAGUUUUGUAUGAGUUCAUUUUCUUAAACCUUGGCAUUCUUCAAACCAGACCUGGAGCUCAUGCUUCUUCUAGAGGAAGAUGAAGCACAGUCCUGUACUACCUAGGACUCGCCCUGGCUAGAGAGGGCAGCGUCCAGCUCCCAGUCCUGGCUUCUGUAGCUGAGUGGGUUUGAACCUCUGGGUAGUCUGAAUCUCUCUGACCUUCCUCGAAAUAGAAAACGAGACUCCUUCCGGGAGCAUAUGGGUGCACACCCCUAAUCCCAGCACCUGGUAGGUGGAGGAGGCAGGGGAGGCAGGGUUCAAGAUCAGCCUCUGUUCCUUAGCAAGUUUGAGAGUAGCCUAGACUACAUGAGACUGUGUCUCAGAGUGCCAGUUAGCAGUUCCAAUUAGCUAACUGAAAUGGGACUCCUAGCGCUCACCUGGUGCAGACACAGGGAUGCUGGAAUCCUGAGAUGUCACUGGGUGGGGAGACACGGUUUAAAUGAGAGUCAAGGAGGCUGGAAGAACAGGUUAGAGGCCUGUUUAUUUCUCACCAAGUUAAGGGUAUUGAAAAUCCCUAUUACCUAUCACUUUGUGAAAGACAGAGCUUUCUCACACCAGUAUCACAGGAAGGAGAGAUGCGUUGUACAACAAUAAAGGAGGGCUCUUCCCGAGGAAGGACCCAGGCUCCUUCACUCACAUCUCCAAAAUAUGUGCAGGACAUUUGAGGUCUCUAUUUAGAGAACUCCAGUGUUUAAACAUUUUCUAAGUAAAGUUAAUUACAUGAGAUCACCCCAAAUUCACACGUUUUCGGCAUACGCUAGCGACUAUAUUUAAACAACACCAGAGUGGGCCUCAUGAGCU